CAAACCCCGCCGCGAUCGGUUGUGCUUUAGACCCAAAAACAUAUACGUAAAUAGCUUGGAAUUCGCCGUUUUCGUGAUCGAGUUGUAGGCGCCUCCCCCCACCACCGCUCCCCGCUUUCGCCCAGCAGCAGAUGUGUGAAACAAGCUUUUGCGUUUCGAACUGAGCCGAACGCACACACUUAAGACCAAAAAACAGCGAUAAUACGAAUUGGCCACGCUCGUUGUUUGGGCUAAUUCGGUUAAGUGCGUCGGAAAGAAAGUCCACGGCGCCAGCCCCCGAGACCAGCUGAUAACCCACUGAGCGGCCACAAAGGCGCUUUUAUUGGGCCCUAAAAAAGAAAGUCGCCGCACAGAGGUUACACAACCGGGGCGUGCAAUUGACCCACGGACAACUUACACCGGCCAACGAGCAACGGACCCCGGAUCACGUAUCCCCUGAACUCCUCGCCUGGUGUGGAGUACGCAACAACAACGCCACUAUGACGACUGCGGCGAAAGCAAUCUUGGCCUGCUGCCUGCUGGCCGCCUUCCACAUGCAAAUCAGCUCGUCAUCGGCCAUUCCCAUUUGGGAGUUUCUGACCCGCAACGAGAAGAUGUCCCACCUAUACUCGACGUUCGCCCAACUGGUUAGCGUGCACUGCAAGUCGACUGCCGCCGUCGGAGGACUGCCGGUGAACCAGUGCAAGCACAACCUGCUCGGCCACGGAUCCGCCAAGCUGCAGACGCUCUCCGACGCCCAGCUGGAGGUGCUCGAUCCGUAUCAGCGCAACGCCAACGAGCUGAUCUGGGCCUCGAUCAUGCGGGAUCACCCGAGCGGAGCCAGCCUGGUGACCACUCGCCAGCCGCUCCAGCCCCUGCCCACGCCGCCCGCCUCCUCGCUGAUCAUCCUGACCCGCCAGCAGCUGCCCCACGGUGCACAGGUCCAGAGCCCCAGCCACGGAGCCAACCCGAUCUUCGAGAGCGGCGAGCAAAAGCACAAGUACGCCAUGGACAUGGACAUGGCCUACGGCUACCCUUCCGUGCAGCAGUCCAGCAGCGAGCUCCCUGUGGCCGCAGCCCUCACGGCAGAGCCGCCGAAGAGCUUCCUCACCGGUCCCCUGGUGAUCCGAGUGCGGCCCGACGGCUCCCCAGUGGAAGAGGACAAGAGGAUCCCCCUGCCGCGCGACGAGGACCUGCCCUACUUUCGUCUUGGGCUUGCUGCAGCCCAGCCCAACCGGCACCGCAAGAUCGCCACCAUCAGCGCCCUGAAGCAGCAGCACUUCGCCUCCGUCCUGCAGCGCGAUCUCCAGCCACCCCACCAGGUGCAGCGGCGCCUCUUCCGACAGCAGCAGGCGUAAGGUCCUCCUGACUGGAGGACCCCUAAGCUUAAGUCCGUGUGGAGUGUGGAGUGUGAGUGAAUGUGAUGGAGCGCAGGCGUCCUGGCGUUCUGCCUCACGAGUGAAUGAUCCUGCUAGGUUUAGUUGUUUGAGGAGUUUUCUUGAAUGCACUUUGAGCUUUAAUGGAAUUUCGUAUCGUAUCUGUUUAAGUUUUCUUUAAUUUUAUUUAUUCGCGUGCAUUAGCCGUAAGAUCAAAUAGAGAUUCUUGAGUAAUAAACCGCAUGAUGAUUAUCA
Molecule: messenger RNA, 1610 nt
Organism: Drosophila ficusphila
Lineage: Eukaryota; Metazoa; Arthropoda; Insecta; Diptera; Drosophilidae
Gene: Reg-5
Product: rhythmically expressed gene 5 protein
Exons: 3
Coding region: 480-1337 (285 amino acids)
Source: RefSeq, a predicted model, not a curated record